This is a messenger RNA of Dermacentor andersoni, 2923 nucleotides long. The record is from RefSeq and is a predicted model, not a curated record. NCBI's taxonomy places the organism in Eukaryota, Metazoa, Arthropoda, Arachnida, Ixodida, Ixodidae.
UGAUGCAUGCCGACGGCAAUGUUUUUAGCACUGGGGCAAUAUAUCGACACAUAUCGUGUUGACAACGUUGAGUCAUAGCGUGUCUAAAGCCUUAAUGCAGUCGGGCUCUUCUCACCGGAAAACUGAUCCAGUACUGGUGCCGUCAUUAUGUGCGCCGGUGUAGCGUGUGUUCUCAUAAAUUCAAGUUACGUUGACUGAGUAAAUAUGACGCGAUGUGAGUUUUCUCGCCAUAGCACAGAAAUUGUCAAUAUUCCAAAUUUUCACUGAAGCGCAGCACACACCUUGGGAAAGAGAUCAGUGACCCAAAUUGGCGUAACGGAGGUUCAUCGAAGAGGGGCGCAUAUUUAUUGACACAAUUCGGUCCAACGGUUCAUUCUGAAGCAGGUUUCCACAGCAGAGCAGCCCUCUGCUCGAUGUAUUUGAUUAUGCACUACCCAAUAACGUAAGAAGGCGUGAAUGAAGUUAGCCGAGGACAAACAUAAAAGCAAAUGUGCAAAAAACUUCGUAAAAUUCCGCAGGAAUGCUAAUUGUAUUAUCAGCUGUGAAGUUACGAAUAAUCUCCGUGAGUAACUUAUUAGAAAGGGAAGUGAAAAACUAAGAGCGUUGCUUUCAUCAAUAGCAAACAUGUUACUCGUGUUCUAGUAAUUUUUGUACUAAGAGGUAAGAAUUAAAUUACCAAAUGAGAAAAUUUGGUACCACUGCCAAUGUAUUUGGUUUUGUUACUGGAUUAUACAAGAUCAUGAAACAGUGGAAAGAUGGAAGGGUGUUGUGAAAAUAUUUGGAGAGAUCACAUUUAUUCAAAUUUCCUGCAAUGAUCCUACAAGCUUUUAAAGUAUUUAUGAGGAAACUAUGCCUCAGAAAGUCGCGUGUCUAGAAGACGUCUGUUGAACUCCCUGAAAACUGCCAGCACUUCAGAUAGGCCACUUGUGUAGGCAAUAGAACGAUUUUCAUAAGCUUUAUUUGGUCUAGCUGUGCUUCCGAUUUGAGUACGGUUUACUGCACGAGCAUAAACAUGGAGCAACGAUAAAUUAUGACUCGUCUCGGUCAUAAAAAUACACAUUACACGUGGUUGCACGUUACAUUGAAUUGAAAUAACGGCAGUGGUUCACCUAAAAUUUACUUUAAAAGCAUUUAUUUAUUUGCGCUGUGAACGAUUUCGUUCGCAUACAUUUCAAUAUGUGCGUCGAAUCGGCAUACCUCUGCACGCGUUCUUCAGCUUUGAUCGAUCGCUUUUUAACACAGAUCAGCAAGAAACAAAAUCCAGUGAUAUUAGCUUCCUUUAGCCAGAAACAAGAUGAACUGACUAAGUGUUCCAGUGGCGACAUGUUCAUGCGGUCAACAGCCUUACAUCGUGUUCACAUAACGUCCUUUCCAGCACUCCAAAUAUAACGCAUGAACAGGGCUAAGUUAUUUUUUCUCAUUUGCUUUUUUAGGUUAAAUACGCGUGCACAGUUAGCCACAGAUCACUCGCAAAACAAUUCUGAUUACAUGAAUUCAUAUUGGAAAAAUUUUCGUUUUAGGGAGUCCUCCAUAUAUUAUGCUACCUUCUCAAACUACAGUUUUUUUUUCGGCGGGGAUUCCAUUCACGCUUACGUACUGUGAAACAUACAUUAUGUUUUAGCUUCUUAAACAGUUCAUUCUAUAUAUUCAUGUUCUCAGUCGUAAUUAAAAUGCGUUUCCCGUUCUAGCGUUACAUAUGCAAGUUAGGUCAGUAAAUGUAGCCAUUGAAUGUGGCACGUAAUUGCUAUACCUAUCAUCUCUUAAACACUGCACUUCAAGCGACUUUCAUAUCGAUAUCUACAAUACAAGCGAGAAGUAUUACUGUUCUUACAAAAGGAAAUAAAAUGUUUAAGGAAAGUGGUGCCAUAUAAUUAGGUGCCGCUAGUGAAGGAACAGAAAACAUUGCUUUUCACUAUUAGGAAGUGGCGUGCUUAAGUCAUCAUACGCGCUUUGGUCGACUACCAGUUGACGGACUUUGUUUCAGUGGCGGUCGGAGCAUUUUAAUGCACGGGACCUGGGAAAAGGCGUCGUACUACUAAACCAUAAUUAAUGUCACUCUUGUGCGAUUGCUAUAAUCUUCUUUCAGGUAGCAGGAAAAUGCCAAUGAUCGGAGAAAAUGUUACCAUGGAUGCAUACGUCGUGUACGAUGAUACAUAUAUGUCAAGCUCUGACGAUAAGCUGUACGCCAACAACUUAUUUAAAGAGGUUGAAUCGUAUCUUCACAACCACUCAAUAAUGAUAAAUAUUACCGUUAAGGAAACUCUUACGAGUCAUAAUCUGACUGUUUAUUUUGAACCUAACAAAUCGGUAGACGGCCAUCGCACAUUGGAAAACCUCACAAAAUACGGAGAGUCUAUGCAAAAGGCCAAUAACUCCAUCUUUUUUCUAUUUUAUUGGGCAAGAAAUCCUAAGGAUGUGAAAACAGCUGAUCUAAUAGAUCACAUUCAAUCUCCUGGCUCACAUCGCUUGGGUGUAUCGGAGGUUUCCACGACAAACUCCUUCUGCACGAAAAACACGAGUGCUGCUGUCAUAAGACAUAGACCCGAAAGCAGAAAUUUUUGGAGCACAGCGGAGGCCAUAUUGAAUACCUUCGGAUCGCAACAUUUCAUCUAUUUCACUGAUGAUGACUGGAGGAACAUGAAUGAAACCUUCUCGAGAUGCCCCCACAAAGAAGAGCUUGGAGAUUUUCCAAAAUGUUGAGCACAGUGGGGCUGACAGCCACACAGCGACACAUCUUUUAAUUUUCCUCUGUUAAAUCUUGAAAAACAAGAUGCAAUAAAAAUGAAUAAUCUGAUAUGUGGAAAUAAAGUUGGAUAAAUGGUUGUUUUAGGUGAACAUAUUUUAUGCAUGCCGCUGCGGCAUAUGCAGAGUUCUGAUAUUCUUCCUGAUCAUUUUUCUCAUUAAAAGCAUUUUUUUAAAUAUA